This is a messenger RNA of Drosophila rhopaloa, 873 nucleotides long. RefSeq lists its product as uncharacterized. Lineage: Eukaryota; Metazoa; Arthropoda; Insecta; Diptera; Drosophilidae. The transcript has a single exon. Bases 1 to 873 code for a protein of 290 amino acids. The record is from RefSeq and is a predicted model, not a curated record.
AUGUCUGAACCAGACUUCAACAUCUCAGGAACAGUGGCUGAGGCCCAAAGGAAAAUGAGUAACGCAUUAAACGCCUCAUUAAAACGUUUUAGCUCUGUCUAUGCUUCCACCUCUUCCAACGCUCGACAACCUCAAGACCUUUCAUCCGAUGAAACUGUAGCAGACGACGAGGACUGGUGGACCCCACGUCCCAGCUCUAACAAACGCCGGUUAGACUCCAAGUCUCCCGAUGGUAACAGAAAAGUUCAAAGGAGUUCUAAAAGCCCAAAACCAACUGAAUCUGUUAAUCGGUUCUCGGAACUGUCAGACAUGGACGCUGAAGAUGACCUCCCCCUCGCUUCUCUUGUUGUCAGCCACAACAGCUCCGAUGGAGCCAAUAUUACCAACACAAGUAACAUCAAUGACAACCACGAGAACAGUACCAACAUCAUUGAAAACAGCAACAUCAUAAGCAACAACAUCAGUAGCAGCAACAAUGGCAACAACAACACCACCAGCACUAGUAACAGCGGCAAUCGUAAUCCGGACCAGCUCACAGGUAACAAGGAAACCUCACGGAAUCAAAAACCACCCCCAAUUGUAAUCAAAAUUUUCGAAAGCCUAAACGGACUUAUCAGAUCCACUGAUAAGAUCGUCCACCCAACAAAAUACUCCAUCAAAUGCCACCCAGAUAAUUCAGUUUCGAUCCUCGCUGCAGACUCCGAUGCGUACAGAGCCAUUACUAAAUCGCUCACCAUAAAAAGGUGCCAUACCUGGCAGCUUAAAGAGGAAAGAUCCUUCCGCAUAGUCAUCCGAGGUGUACAUUACACCAUCCCGGAUGAGGACAUUAAGGAAAGUCUGACUUCGCUUGGACACAAUGUGCGCUUUUAUUAA